GUCGCGCACCAGACCCCUGCUACGCCUCAAUCGUCACUCGACGCCAACUCCCCAAACGGCAGCCGCUCGUCGCCGGCGAAAUGCUCACCUACCCCAGCGACCAUCGGGGUUAUCCUCCGCAGCACGUGGCGGUACCCCCCUUCUCUACCUCCGCCGCCCCCUUCACUGUGGACGGGCUCCAUCCCUCGGACCAAACAUCCCCCAACCCUAGCCUCGAUGCCCCCGCCGUCACUUCCCUCUACGCGGCCGGCGAGUGGGGGAAUGCGUCGUGGAUGGAAGCCCCCGUAAGAUACAUGGCCCCGGACGCCGCAGCUUCCGCCUCACCAGGGUUUUCUGGACAUUAUCAUCUGAAUAAGGAUCCUUCAGGCCCUGUGACAAGUCCCAUCGAUGGUGCUCUUUCAUUUCCUGUUAAAGGUCUAACAAGUGAAAGCAUACCUGGAAAUAUUUCCUGUCGAGCAGAAGAGGCAGAGGAAAGUGCACACACUCAAAUACAUACAAAAGAAGGUCAAGAACACUCUCACUGCCAUCCAUACGCCGAGGAGAAUUUGAUGCAGAUGUCUGACUCUAGCCCUAGCAAUCAGGCAAAGUUUCUGAAGCUAAUACACACUUUGUCAGUAGUGCUUCUGUCUACUUGCAAUGGUGGUUCUUCAUUACAGGAAUAUGAAGAGGGGAUUCUGAAAUCUGUUAUUCGAAAUCUUAAAGCUGCUUCUUCUAAAGGAGGCAAGGCUACAUUAAAAGGCGAUGAUUGUUUGAGGAACUCCAGUCAAAUCAGUUGCUUGAGAAACAAUUUGUUGAUGGCAAUCCCUGAACACUCAGUGUCAGAGAGCAUAGAUUCAGAAUUUAAGACAUCUGUUUCACAGGCUCUUUCUAAGCUCCCAGAGGAUAAUAUGCUCGAUGAUACUGAAGUUUCUCAAGUGUCAAUUUACAAAAAAUUAUGGUUUGAAGCAGAAGCUUCAGUGGUUAAACUCAAAUAUGAGCUUCAGCAUGCCCGUAUGAAGCUUGCAAAAAUGAAAGUUUUCAGCAACACGCAAACAGCUCCAGUUGUCCCAUCAGAAAGUGAUAAAGCCUCCAGAGUAAUCUUAUCUGAUGGCCAACCACAUAAUCAUGCCAAAGAUUGCAAUUCCUGUGCUGCGAUCUUGCAAUGUCAUGGAGAAGGUAGUGAUGGCAGACAAUCUUCUUCUAUUAUAAAUAGGACGACGACUCAACAGUGCACUUGUGUUUUGGCUGCUCAAGUCCCGGCUGCUUCCCCAGGGCCUCCGCCACCUGCAUUGGUGCCACAGCGCUACAUGGUCGCGCCCGACAAUCCUUCAGGACCAUACUGUGGUAACUGUGACAAGUUUUGGCUCAGCCCUCAUCCGUGCGACAAGAGGAAUGAUCAGGGACACAAUAUUUUUAGUGGUGCCUCUUUUCCGUCAGGUCCAUGCCAGAGCUCCUCCACCGGACAGGAGCUUCUCACUCAACAACCACCACCUCCUCCUUCAUUAUCUCCAAGGUCCAUUAUUGGUACAAAUAAGAGCAUCGUAAAUGGUCUUGAUGCUGAAAUAUUUGCUCAAAUGAAAGUUCUAGAAUCCCGUAUUGACAAUAUAAGCUCUUUGGGUGAGAGUAAGUGUGAGGGGCAUCAAGAACCUAGCAAGGGAUCAUAUCUCGUUGAAGAUGAUGUUUUGGGGAGGCUGAGAAUUUUGAAGUCCCGCCCUGAUUACAUAACCUCGUUGGGUUUGAAAAGCAGCAACCGUCAGCUUAACACAAGUAUAAAUUCAUCUGAUGAGGUUCAUGAAAUGUUUGCUCGAUUGAAAGUUUUGGAGUCCCGCGUUGACAAAAUAAGCCCUUUGGGUGAGAACAAGUGUGAAGAGGGGGAAAAAGGAAGUGAGGGAUCAUAUCCAGUCGAAGAUGCUGUUUUGGCGAGGCUACAAAUUUUGAAGUCCCGUGCUGAUAAUAUAACCUCUCUGGGUCUGGAAAGCAACAUGCAACAGCUAAAUUCAAGGACGGGCAUAGCAUAUGAGGUUGAAGAUGCUAUUAUGACUAGGCUCGGAAGUUUGAAGUCCCAUCCUGAUGUGGAGGCAUCCUCGAUUGGGGUUGUUGAAGGUGUGGAGGAGGACCCUUGUGCUGUGGGGCUGCGGAUCUCUGGUCGUCAGCCACCUCCAUCGGCUCCUGCACCGUUCAAGAAAACAACAUUGCUACCAGAGGUGUCUGGAGAGUCUCCAGCAAUCCUGAUCUCGUCGUCUGACAAAGCACCGCCUUUGUGUACACUUAAGGAUGCACCUUCAGUGAUGGAGAAAGAUCAUCCUGGGCUGGCAGACGAUGCUCUACAUUCUGCUCCGUUGUUAAGUGUGCCCCAAGAAGCCGGGGGCUUGGCACAGAAGACCGCAAAGGUUAAGUGCCAUCCGCACGGGCCUACGCGAAGAAGAUUUCGUCUACCUUCCACCGUCAAAAUAAAGCGUCCCGGAGCAGAGGGCACUGGCUAUAUUGCUUAGGAGGCUGGGCAUGAUAAAGAAGGAUGAAGUGGAUGAACGUGCCACCGACAGAUGCUUGGCGCUGUUGGAGGCUUCUUUUCCUAAAAGCUUGCUGCAGGCUAUUUUCUGCGGUUCAGACAUGGUGAAGGGCACUCUGGUGAGUUAUGGGGCAUCUCGGCCCGUGACGUUCUUCUGAUUUUCCCUUCCCUGUUUGUGGUGCAACCUCGCAAUGGCUAGGGUCGUCGGAAGCCUCCUUGGUGAGUAGCUAGGUGUUAUUGUAGUGUCGUCUCUUGCUGGUGUCUAGGUGUAGGGCAUUUGGACGGGCUGAUGGUUUCGUCGUAAACCAAAAACCAUGUUUGACCUCGAACCGUAGGGAAUUAUCAUGUUUGCAGAGCAGGGUCUCAAGCAACCCCCUGGACCUCCUCUUCAGUUCACCGUCCGUUAUUUAUUUCCGCAAGCAUGUGCUCAAGGUGAACUCCUCCCUUGAUGGCAAAUAGACGAUCAAGGCAAACUGAAACCAGAUGGAACUGUUUAAUGUCGUGUUGCUCCACAACGUUGAGGCACAUUGAUAUGCUUUGCCUGUU
Molecule: messenger RNA, 3034 nt
Organism: Hordeum vulgare subsp. vulgare (domesticated barley)
Lineage: Eukaryota; Viridiplantae; Streptophyta; Magnoliopsida; Poales; Poaceae
Exons: 5
Coding region: 81-2471 (796 amino acids)
Source: RefSeq, a predicted model, not a curated record